Symbiodinium natans is the source of this 1131-nucleotide messenger RNA. The record is from the annotation of a GenBank genome assembly. Lineage: Eukaryota; Dinophyceae; Suessiales; Symbiodiniaceae.
AUGGGUUGUUGCAGCAACUUCUGUGGGCUGCUGGUGCUGGUUAUCGCAGUCGGUGUCGGCUAUCUGCAGACGUUCGAGUAUCCUUGGGGCAUCGUCUUCCGCGUUAUGUUCACCAUCCAGGGCUAUGGCAAGCCGAUGACGCAGCCUGUGCCAAUGGAUCAACCGAUCGCGCCGCGCCCGAGCGAAGAACUCUUCCUGCCGCUGCCGAGCGGCGCGAAGAUGCCAGCGAACGGCAUUGGGAUGUGUUGCCGACCGACUGCGUACGACGAAGAGAGCGUUUACAACACCAUCUUGUGGUACUUGCUGUCAGGCGGACGUCACAUCGACACUGCUGCCGUCUAUGGCAACCACGUCCCCAUCGGCAAAGCGUUGAAGGAGGCUGCCAAGCGAGGAAUUCCGCGAAGUGAGGUUUUCCUUGUCACCAAAGUGUGGCCCGCUAACUAUGGCUACGAUGGUACUAUGGCUGCCGCGGGCCGAAUGUUGAAGCAGCUCGACGUGGACUACAUCGACCUGGUUUUGCUGCAUGCCCCGCGGAUGAUCAGUUGGAGGAUGGUUGCCGCGUGGUGGGGCGGAAUGAACUGGCUCAUCGGCGACGGCGACGAGUUCUCCCACAUGCCUUGCGAGGACCAGGUGACCUGCCGCAAAGCUACGUGGAAAGCGCUUUCCGAGCUGCGGGAGCAAGGCCUGAUUCGCGAUGUGGGCGUGAGCAACUUCCGCGUUCCGCAGAUGAAGGAACUCCAGGGCCUGGGCAUGGCACCCAUCGCGGCCAAUCAGAUCCAGUUCCAUCCAUGGAUUCCCGAUUUUCAGCAGGAGAUCGUGGACUUCUGCAACGCCAAUCGGAUUGUCAUCACCGCGUACUUCUCAUUGGGUGGUCUUCAGUCCAAGGACAAGACGCUUCAGCUCGACGACAUCAAAGCGAUCGGCAAGAAGCAUUCCCGAUCUUCGGGGCAGGUCUUGCUGCGCUGGGCUUUGGCAAAGAAUGUGAGCAUCAUCCCAGGGACUGGCAAUCCCAAACACAUGAAGGAGAACCUGGGCAUCUACGACUUCUCCCUCUCCCCAGACGAGGUUUCUCGCAUUGAUGCCCUGCGCAGCCACCCCAUCGCGGAUGACUUCUUCUUCAUGCAGUUCUGA